Molecule: messenger RNA, 1491 nt
Organism: Daucus carota subsp. sativus
Lineage: Eukaryota; Viridiplantae; Streptophyta; Magnoliopsida; Apiales; Apiaceae
Product: cytochrome P450 714C2-like
Exons: 5
Coding region: 1-1491 (496 amino acids)
Molecular function (GO): monooxygenase activity; oxidoreductase activity, acting on paired donors, with incorporation or reduction of molecular oxygen; heme binding
Source: RefSeq, a predicted model, not a curated record
AUGUAUGUUGUUUAUGAUUUGUGCCUGAAAGCUAAAAUCCUUCGAGCCAAGCUUCAAAAGCAAGGAAUUGAUGGUCCCGUGCCCGGUCUUGUUUAUGGAAAUAUUUCUGAUAUACAGAAGAUUAAGCUUAAGGUAUCUGCAGCAGAUGCUUCAACUUGCAAUUUGAACAAGCCACUGUCACUUGACUGUCGCUCUAUACUCCUUCCACAUAUCAGUCAGUGGACCGAGCAAUUUGGAAAAACUUUUACUUUUGCUCUGGGAAAGGUACAAAUUUUGUAUGUAGGACAUGGAGAAUUGGUGAAGGAGAUGAGUUAUUGCAAAUCAUUAGACUUGGGGAAGCCAUCUUACUUGCAGAAAGACAGGGGUCCUCUUCUUGGUAAAGGCAUUCUUACGACGAGUAAGGAGGUAUGGACUCACCAGAGAAAUACCAUUGCUCCUACUCUCUAUGUGAACAAAGUUAAGAACAUGCUUAGUAUAAUGCUUGAAUCCGGGAACACACUCGUCAAAUCAUGGGAGAAAAUGGUUGAAACUGGGAGUGGUAUUGCAGAUAUAAGAGUGGAUGAUUACGUGAAGAAUUUUACCUCAAGUAUAUUCUCCAAUGUCAUGUUUGGAAGAUAUGAUGUUGCACACAAAGGCUUAUUUUCCAAAUGUAGGGAUCUCAUGGAAGCUUCAGGAUCACCUACUGUACUCGAUGGUCGUCCUUUCUACAGAUUUUUUCCUACCAAGAGAAAUAAAGAGCAAAGGAGACUAGAAAAGGAAAUAUACUGGCUUAUCCUUGAAUUAGCAAAAAAGUGUAGAAUGAGGGAGGGUGAAAGCAUGAUACAAACUAUUGUGGAAGGUGCUAAGCAUGGUGAGCUUGGGUCAUCUACACCCCAAGAAUUUAUAGUUGAUAAUUGCAAGGAGCUCUGCAUUGUAGCAAUGGAUGUUCCCGGCAUUACUGCAAUUUGGGGUCUAAUGUUAUUGGCAAUGCAUCCAGAAUGGCAAGCUCGUGCUCGUGCUGAAGUAAUGGAUGUUUGUGGAGGCCAGACACCAGAUGCCGAAAAACUUGGCAAGAUGAGAGUACUCAAAAUGAUAAUUCAGGAAAUACUGAGGCUUUAUCCAGGAGUAGGAUUUACAGUCCGAGAGUCACUAGCAGAUGUACAAAUAGGGAAGAAGUUGUGUGUUCCAAAAGGUGUAAACAUCUGGAUAUGGGGAGCAGCUCUACACCGAGACCCACAGCUCUGGGGUCCAGAUGCUCUCAAGUUCAACCCAGAGAGAUUUGCUAAUGGGAUCUCCCAAGCCUGCAAAAUACCUCAGGCUUAUAUACCAUUCGGCCUCGGCCCACGAACAUGUCCUGGAAUGAACCUGGGCAUGAUGGAGCUCAAAGUUAUGUUUUCCCUGGUCUUGUCAAAAUUCUCACUCUCCAUCUCACCUAAUUAUCGUCAUGUUCCCAGGUUUGAUGUACUUCUAGAGCCUAAGUACGGGGUCAAUCUCAUCGUACGCAAGUUGUAA